AUGGCUAAUGCCACUUCUUUCAUUGCCCUCGCUUAUCUUCUUGCAUCUGCGUUAAUGACUACGGUGGUGCUUGGGAAUCGGCAAUGUGUACAAGCCAUGGAUUGCACAAACGUUUGUUCACACGGUGGUCUCUGCACCAAAAACGGUAAGUGUGUUUGUUGGUCGCCAAACGUAGUGAUCAACAGCGGACCUCCGUGCUGGUCGGAUGAAAUGUGCUUUAGUACAUGUGGUGGAAAUGGUGGUUAUUGUAACUAUGAUAUUGGAGGAUGUUUCUGCCAAUGA
This is a messenger RNA of Arabidopsis thaliana (thale cress), 282 nucleotides long. RefSeq names its product defensin-like protein. Gene Ontology annotation, cellular component: extracellular region. The coding region runs from base 1 to 282 and encodes 93 amino acids. The transcript has 2 exons. NCBI's taxonomy places the organism in Eukaryota, Viridiplantae, Streptophyta, Magnoliopsida, Brassicales, Brassicaceae. The record is from RefSeq and is marked reviewed.